Messenger RNA from Anopheles nili, 1251 nucleotides. RefSeq names its product ovarian-specific serine/threonine-protein kinase Lok-like. Gene Ontology annotation, molecular function: protein serine/threonine kinase activity; ATP binding; protein binding. The record is from RefSeq and is a predicted model, not a curated record. Bases 1 to 1251 code for a protein of 416 amino acids. Gene Ontology annotation, biological process: protein phosphorylation; mitotic DNA damage checkpoint signaling. NCBI's taxonomy places the organism in Eukaryota, Metazoa, Arthropoda, Insecta, Diptera, Culicidae. The transcript has 5 exons. Gene Ontology annotation, cellular component: cytoplasm; nucleus.
AUGCCAGAAAUACUUACACCAUCAGGCGAAGAAAAUGUGCUCCCAGGCUUCGGCCAGCUAGUGGGUUUAAGGGUAAAAAUAGGAAAAAUAGAUCUCUGCAGUGCGGAAUUUAGAGUGGGGCGUAGCGUAGAGUGCGACUUAGUGCUGAAUGUGAACCACCUCACUAACAAUGCCCUGCGUUGUAUCUCCAAGAUCCACUUUACGUUGCUGAAAAACUUAACCGAUCUCUCUAGUCCCACGUACAUUAUUAACAAUUCUUCGAACGGAACCUGCGUUAGUGGUAAAAGAAUAGGUAAAAAUGAACGCAUGAUCCUAAUGCACGAGGCUGUAAUUACAAUUGGCAGCUGUGCGCGCGCGUUCGUGUACCAUGAAUUUCAUUACGUUGUACCGAUACAAGUAAAGGAAGAGGAAUUGCUCAAGAACUAUCGUAUCGGUCAGUUGCUUGGGACAGGAGCGUUUGGAACGGUGUAUUUUAUGCACCACUGUGUGUCUUGUAAGGCAUUUGCCUUGAAAAUCGUCAAUAAGCUGUGGCAGGAGCACAACCAGGACGAAACAAAUGAAGUGAAUAUUUUGAAAAACAUUUCGCACCCGUGUGUUAUCAAAUUGUACGAUGUGUACUUUAAACCCGACUCGGUGUACAUGGUGCUGGAGUACAUGCAGGGAGGCGACUUGUUGACUCGCAUCCUAGACACAGAUUACCUUCCAGAGGAGUUGGCAAAGUUCUUUUUCUUUCAGCUGUGCCACGCGAUAAAGUACCUGCACAGCCAAAAUAUUAUUCAUCGUGAUUUGAAGCCCGAUAAUAUCCUCCUGAAGGAUAACAGCGAGUAUCCCUUACUGAAGGUGUCUGAUUUCGGUACGAGUAAACUCCUGAACAGGAACGUCUUUAUGCGCACGAUCUGCGGUACGCCACAUUAUGUGGCACCAGAAGUUCUGGAGCGGCAAUAUCGCAGUUGGUACACGAAAGCGGUCGAUAUCUGGAGCCUGGGAGUGGUUCUGUACACGAUGCUUAGCGGUUUGUUGCCCUUCGCCCAGGAAGAUGGCUCCGUAAGUGAGGAACAAAUAAUGUGUGGCGAUUUCAGCUUAUCCCAAAGCGUGUGGGCUUCGGUUGGCCAAACGGCGAAAGAUCUCGUCUACGACAUACUAAAUGUUGACCCAAUGUUUCGGCCAACGAUCAACAACCUGCUCGAGUCCAGCUGGUUUCGCGAUUCCGACGAAGUGAACCAGGCGCAAAGCUUGAUGGCGUUGGAAUAA